AUGACUCGACCUCAGAUGAUCCGAGCCGAUACGAUUGAUUUGCAAGACCCCCUUUCUCCGUCGGCCAAGGACCAUUCUCGACCCUCCACAAACGGCACACGCAACCGACAUGGGCACGCCCAGCAUCAGGAUCAGGCCCUGCGGAUUGCGGAGCGGGACAUGCUGGAUGAGAUAUCACGAGGCCCUCUUUCUCCGGACUUCCACAAAGAUGAUCGCGGGAUCGAUGAAGACUACGCCUAUGACGGUCACAACAAGCCAGACCAUGUCAAUGGAUUGCAAAAUGACCGCAUGGGGGAUUACGAGCAUCACAUGGAAGGAGAUGCUGCGGACGGUGAUAUCGAUGACCAACUUGACGAUGAUAUGCUGGAUAAAAUCUCGAGUUCACCCUCUAUAGACGAUGAGGAUAUCGACUUCGAAUUUGUUUAUGCUCUGCAUACGUUCUUUGCAACCGUAGAGGGUCAAGCCAAUGCGACUAAAGGCGAUACGAUGGUCCUUUUGGAUGACAGCAAUAGCUACUGGUGGCUAGUUCGGGUGCUAUCGGCCACCAUGCUUGGUGAUAAUGCUGAAAAGUCGAAAAACCCGUUAAAGAAGGCUAUGCGCCGACGAAAUGCAAAGACGGUGACGUUUGCUUCACCGACUUAUUUUGAGGCGUCAGAUAUCGAUUAUUCUACUGAGGAAGAGGAUAUUGAUGAUCCGUUUUUCGAGGAAGAGGAGGAAGAGGAAGGGGAAGGGCAAGCGGAAGGAGAUGACGCGGAGCGUUCCUCAAACCGGGACACGCAGGCAGGAUCUAAAAACAGCAACAUGACGGUUGAGCCACUACGCCCUAAGCCACUAACUGACAAGGAACCUGCCAAAGCCCAAGAUGAGGAGCCCGUAAAGCUGCCGUCGGAGUCGAUUCGAGAAGUAGAGGAGCCGGCCAGCCAGCAAGAGGACUUUAGACAUGGGAGGUCGAGGAAUGGCGUAUUCAGAAAUACAGACUCCUUCUUCAAGGACGAUAUGGUCGAAACUAAGAAGAUAUCACUCACUCCAAAUCUGCUCCGCGAUGACGCUAAUGAAACCAGCCAAGUAACCGAGUCUAAAGAGAUGAGGGGCCGCGGAAGCUUCGAAGCACUAACUGGUGACCGAAACAAAGAUGAUAAGAAGCGCAAGGAAAAGAAAUCUGGAAUGCUCAGUGGUUUAUUUAAGAGGAAAGAUAAAAAGAGCAAGGCUCCAGACGACGAUGGAGAAGAGCACGAAAAGGUGUCGGAAGAGUCCGCUCGCUCGUCAACGGAGCGUAAAAUGUCGGUUGAAUCGUUGAAAGAGGAGACUCGUGCUCCUAAGCUGCAGGCGGUAUCUACGCGACCCGCCGCCAAACUCCAAAAGCAACCCGCGGUAGCAUUUCCACAAACGCCUGAUUCUACUUCACCCAGUAAAAAUAACGUUACACCUUCUGUAAGGGCCGUUGCACCAGAUUUGAAUGAAGACGUUAUUCCUCUUACCAUCCGUGCUCGGGUUCCCGAGAUAAAACAAAGUCCACCCAUCCCAACGGACUCCGUUUCGAACUCCGCUGCCUCACCAACUGCUGCAUCCAGUGUUCAGAAUACUUCGGCUCCCUCUACCGAUAUCGCCGAUAAGCCUAUAGACAUCCCUACUCCCACCCUUUCUCCUGUCAUGGAAGAAAGUAGGGCUGCGGAAUUACAUUCUGAACCUGAAAUUCGAAAGCCUUCCCUGGACAUGCAACCUGUCGAAAGCCCGCCAGUGGCAUCGGCGCGAGUACUAUCUCCCGACGAGACUUCUGUUUCUCCUCAUUCCCUAUCUCAACCCUCUUCCGAUAUUCUUGAUGUCCAGCAACCUAAAACCGAAAACACCACACCCGCCAACGCUGUGUCGUCACCACCGCAGAGCCCGGAAUGGAACGACGCUGGCCUCAGGGCCUACUUGGACGAUGGUAGCGAGAUUCGAGAUUUACUGAUAAUCGUCCACGAUAUGUCGAAUGUCCCGCCUGCAGGGCCGGACCACCCGAUUGUAGGAGGCCUGUUCAAAGACGAGAGCAAAUCUCUAAAUGACAUGUCGAAUCGUCUUGAUGAAAUGCUGAACGGAUGGCUAGCCCGAAAAUCUGCUGUUGCAGUACGGUAA
Messenger RNA from Uncinocarpus reesii 1704, 2115 nucleotides. RefSeq lists its product as uncharacterized. NCBI's taxonomy places the organism in Eukaryota, Fungi, Ascomycota, Eurotiomycetes, Onygenales, Onygenaceae. Gene Ontology annotation, biological process: establishment or maintenance of actin cytoskeleton polarity. Gene Ontology annotation, cellular component: cell tip; microtubule cytoskeleton. The record is from RefSeq and is a predicted model, not a curated record. The transcript has 6 exons. Gene Ontology annotation, molecular function: protein binding. The coding region runs from base 1 to 2115 and encodes 704 amino acids.